Messenger RNA from Aspergillus pseudoviridinutans, 300 nucleotides. RefSeq lists its product as uncharacterized. The coding region runs from base 1 to 300 and encodes 99 amino acids. The transcript has 2 exons. Lineage: Eukaryota; Fungi; Ascomycota; Eurotiomycetes; Eurotiales; Aspergillaceae. The record is from RefSeq and is a predicted model, not a curated record.
AUGGCCGGAAAGAAUUUGGCUACUACUUUUACUCAUGUCAUUAAGCUAGACGAACAUGAUAACUCAGAGGUCAAACGAUCCGUUCUGGACCGCACUGAGGCGAAAUAUAACCGGAUUCUGAACAUUUUCGACCUGUUCCUCAAACUGCAUCCUAGGGCAUCCCCCUUGCCCGACAUCAAAUCCUUCAAAGGAUUCAUGGAGUUCAUGGCUAAGAAUCUGAAGGGUCAGAUCGAGGAAAAUGCAACAGUUGGGACUGUUGACAGUUACCACCGAGAAUUUGUAACUGCACUGUCACGGUAA